Molecule: messenger RNA, 1706 nt
Organism: Spizellomyces punctatus DAOM BR117
Lineage: Eukaryota; Fungi; Chytridiomycota; Chytridiomycetes; Spizellomycetales; Spizellomycetaceae
Exons: 4
Biological process (GO): regulation of GTPase activity
Source: RefSeq, a predicted model, not a curated record
UUAUGACCUCUCGGUCAGAGUCGCGCGAUUCGUUGAAGGACAAACCGCCAAAGGAGCGCUCGGCGAUACUAACUGAUUCAGCAGAAAAACUUGGCCCGACAGAAACACGGCGUUCUCAGUCCUUCACUCGAAGUCAGUCAUUAAAAGAUGACAUGAAUCCACUUCCAUCAAAAGGUGAAGGAUUCCGCCUUUUCGGUCGAAGAAAACAUCGUGGAUCAACGAGUAGCGCGAGCACCAAGGAAGGGGAGGAGGAUUUCACAGGCCCUAUGCGAAGGACAGGAAGUGUGGAGCUUCUCCACUCCUCUCCUACGUCCCGGCGCCCAUCCCAGUCUAACAAAAGGUCCACCAGUAAGUCUCAUGUCAGAAGCGGCAGUACCGGGCAGGAACUUGGUAGUUUCGAAAAGCGGCAAUCUCAAGGUCGAAUAAAAAGUCCAGAAUCAAUGAAUUCAUGGCCGAAUGGACGGAAGGAUUCGCAUCCAUCACUAGGGACUGACACCUCAGGAUCGGAGGUAUUUCGACCAAGGCAAGACACCUCAGGAUCAGAGGUAUUUCGAUCAAGAGGUCUUUCCGAACGCGCCUUCGUUCCGAAGCUCCCGGCCGCGAGCAGAGGUUCUUUUGCAAGUGCAAAGUCAGUGGGAUAUCUAUCUGUAUCUGAGAAGGUCGUGGGAUCUUUCCUCUUCCUCCGAUUUUUUGUGCCAGCAAUCACGGCCCCGGAUACUUACGGUCUAGUUGAAGGCAAAAUCUCACCUUCCGCACGCCGUGGUCUCGUACUAUGUGGCAAGAUUUUGACAGCCAUGUGCAAUGAUGUGGAUUUUGGCAACAAAGAGCAGUAUCUUAUGGCCUUGAAUCACUUUCUACGAGAAAAUCGUGAAAAGAUCAAAGAUUUCCUGACAUUUGCAUCGUUGGAUGAGAAAUUUGACCAGGACGAGAGCGCCCGGGAUGUGCUGGAAGACGUAGAAGUAACCAGAUCAGGACACUUAUUGUCAUCGAACGCCACUUCCACAAAUAUCAACAAAGCACUCUCCCGAUCAAUGCCAUCACUAAAAGGUCCCGAGAGCCCCCGCUCCGCAAACCUAAAAUACCCCCGAACACUCUCGGGGGACCUAGUAGAUACAGCAAACUUUUACAUCUAUCUGGGCAAAUCCCUUCCCAAGAUUGAACGCGAACUGGAAGAGCAAUUAUGUUACCUCACACCAGAAGAGAGCGCGGGGGUGUUGCCCAACUUCUUUGAGCUCAAACGAGUGGUGGAACAAAGUGGGUACGCUGACAGCGUACAAAGUGAAAGAGGGAAGAGCAAAAGCCAGACGCUUUUUGCGCGGCUGUCAGCAAAGUGGGGCUUGAAGGGGUUCUUUCAAGCCGCCAAUAAUAAAACACGAAGCCAUUCGCUAGAUGACCUAGCCAUUAGCGCUAGUGCGGAAGCGCGCAUACCGUCGUCACGCAUUGCCGUUCAAUCAUUCAACGACCCACCGCUCCCCCCAAUGUCACCCCCAAAGCUCGCGCGGAAUGUGUUAAUGCAUCGAGACAGUGCAUCAGGACGAGACUGGACCUGAAGAAGUUUUGCAGCGGCAGAUAUGGAUUCAACGUGAAAUAUUGAUUUUUUUUUUUGGAUGUUGGCGUUUAUUAGUUUAAUCUUGGACAUGCCCGGUUGGGGUAAUAGAGGGAAUUGUGGGAUUGUAUAGUACUAUAGUGUGUUUCUUGUCUUUUAU